UAGUUCCUUUGCUCUCUUCUUAACUCUGUUUGUUUAUGUGUAUAUUCUGUCGUUGCGCUGCGAGUUGAUGAAAUAGUUCCUCGCCACCGCCCGCCUCCCGUGCAACGAGACUUUGUCACCUCGUUGCGUCCAUUCAUUCAAACCCAGCCGCUGUUUUGAUUCUUGUUUCUGUCUUCAAUCGCGUUACUUCCGUCAUCAGGGGGCCUUUAAUUGUUCGUGUCCAUCCCGACGGGAGCUGGCCAAAGCACUGCGUUAUCGCACCGCAACCUUGAACCACGAAAAACCUCUUUUCGCCGAUCUUACCCCUAAUUCCACUCGCCUCACCAAGAUUUUCACGAUGCUUCCUUUCUCGAACCAGCGCCGAUACUCCCAGGACGACACGGGAGAACCCGACCCAGAGUCAGACCAGCUCAUCCCCGCGAAGAAGCGCCGACACCGCGUCCGCGUUCAGGGCCGACUCGCCGUCGUCCGCAGCGUGUCCACAGUGAAUCUGCGACCCACGCCGUCAGUGGCCCCAGAGCUGCCAUCCCCAGUUGUCGGUAACGGUGCCGGGGGGGCAGCGAGUGCAAAGUUCGAGUCGGGCGUGGCUGGGAGCACAGUAGCGCCGGUACGGAGGAGGAAGAGCUUGGAUGAUGCGAGUAGCGACGAGGAGGAGGACGAUGUCAAGGAGACUGCGGUGAGAGACCGCCAGUUUCGAGGAUACGGGAUUGGAGGGGCUGGGAACAUUAGACGACCAACAGAAGUCUACGGCUCCGCCAAAUCAAGCUCGUCAUCCUCUCGAUUCUCCAUAUUCCCCUCUUCCGGGCCAUCGGACGAUCCAGACAGGAGGCAUUGGAGCUUCAAAGACCUGUUCGCCCGGGCAAGCGACCGCAAAGGAAAAGGGACCGCUUGACCAGGC
Colletotrichum godetiae is the source of this 898-nucleotide messenger RNA. RefSeq lists its product as uncharacterized. The transcript has 2 exons. Bases 338 to 892 code for a protein of 184 amino acids. The record is from RefSeq and is a predicted model, not a curated record. NCBI's taxonomy places the organism in Eukaryota, Fungi, Ascomycota, Sordariomycetes, Glomerellales, Glomerellaceae.